Messenger RNA from Histoplasma capsulatum G186AR, 303 nucleotides. RefSeq lists its product as uncharacterized. Bases 1 to 303 code for a protein of 100 amino acids. The transcript has 4 exons. The record is from RefSeq and is a predicted model, not a curated record. NCBI's taxonomy places the organism in Eukaryota, Fungi, Ascomycota, Eurotiomycetes, Onygenales, Ajellomycetaceae.
AUGGCGGUAUUCCACAUCGUCCUCCUCAAACUGAAACCGGGUGUUGUGCCAUCUCAGGUAGCUGCAUUCAAGACCGCAUGCAAGGCCAUGGUUGGGCAGGUCCCAGGACUCCGUGAAAUGCACUGCAAUCCGCCAUUGGCCAUGACAGCAUCUCGGGCCAAAGGAUAUGAUAUGGGCUUGUUGGCUAUUUUGGAAAAGCCGGAUGAUGUCUCGGUUUAUGCGGGGCAUCCUUCGCAUCUUGUGGUGCAAAAAUUGCGUGAUGAGCUAUGUGAGGAUGCGUUGGCGUACGAUAUGGAGUUUUAA